This is a messenger RNA of Ruditapes philippinarum (Manila clam), 2736 nucleotides long. RefSeq lists its product as uncharacterized. NCBI's taxonomy places the organism in Eukaryota, Metazoa, Mollusca, Bivalvia, Venerida, Veneridae. The coding region runs from base 754 to 2673 and encodes 639 amino acids. The transcript is spliced from 6 exons. The record is from RefSeq and is a predicted model, not a curated record.
GUGGGAUAUUAACGCAUGAGUUAUUUAAUAUACAUGAACACUAUGAUUUCCUUUGUAAUAAGUUGGCUUUAACGUCUUUGAUCAGUUGUGUUUUAAUUAGACAUAAAAAUAACAUAUUACGAGUAUUUUCCAGAUGCGUGAUACAAUUAAUAACAAAAAGGAGCAAGUUUAUCGUGCUUAUCAGUAAAUAAUAUAAGUUUCGUUUUUCGAAAAUUUUCGACAAGUUAAAUAGGAAAAGAUAUGUUUGUAUAAAUGAGAGGCAGUAUUUGAACAUCUUAACUGACAGUUGAAAGUCAUCGUUUUCGGUAUUUCGGACUCAUUAAUUAAAACAACGGUGAUAUAUUGACAUUGGAAUUUGGUUACAUCACCAGGCGCAAUUUUUGUUUUCCUUCAUUUGAAAUACCAUACACACUUUCUACUGAUAAAGUCAGGACUUUAUCAGUAUUUUGGUUUGUAAUAGUAACAAAAUUAAUAGAAUAGAAUCACCGGAUUAAGAUAAUACCGUGACUCAUAACCGUUCUGUUAUCAUUUUCCACUAACUGUCAACUGUGAUUUAACAUUUAACCUUGUGAAAUAAGUACAGUUUUUGUAGGUGUAUCUGAACAAAACAAAGAUUGAUAAAAAAUAUUUCAUUUUUUAAGGGACUGUUCACCUGUUAUCAAGCUUAAUUGGUUUCGAAAUAAAAACGGAACUUUUAACGUGAAAUUGUUACAGAAAUAUUUGAAGAAUCUUUAAAGAUGGCGGAACUCUGAUAUGGAGAAUCAGAAUCCGAACGCAGUACAAAGGAGUGUAUUAAAGAAGACACAAAAGAGGUUGAACAGGUUAAUUCGCCUACUGAUGAAGAAUGCACAUAUAUCAAAGCGGGCCAACAGUGACCGAAAUGACAUAUUGGAUGAGUUUUUCGCGCGGUCUUUAGCUAGUAAAAUGUUUACAAAUGGAUUUUCUGUCGGACCUUUCGGAUUAACAACGCCAGUACCAGAUAUUUCUGAAAGAGAAACAUCUAGUGUGGCACCUACGCCACAAAACGAGUUUGAAGCUUUAGAAGCGGAUAUGGGCACAAUUUGUAAUGACAUAAGGGGACGGGACAGGGCGUGUUGUAACUCAGCUAGCAAAUGUUUCGAUGAUGUGAAAGGAGUUGUUGAUGAGUUAGACAACACACCAGUAGAUUCUUUCUCUCUCAUGUCGGCAUGCAGAAAAGUAAGCGCAGAGUUGAAAAGAGACAAAGUUUGUGUUCAGCGUUCAUUAUCUCGUUGUGGCGGCCCGGACAGGAUCAUCUUACAGAGAAGGUUUGAUAACCGUGUAGACAGACUGUAUAACCAGUUUUAUAAACACUGUAGCAGACGUCCAACAAAUGCAUCAACCUCCACCACCCAAAUAACACCAACUACAACACUAGGAGGUUCUAGAAUUUCUGGUAUAACACGAAAAGAGGAGACCACCCCCGAUCCUCAUAUUCCAUCAGCGGUACAGCCCACAUCAUCAUGGACCAACGCAUUUCCGGAAGUUACUCCUCAUGAUCAUAGGGGACACAGUCAUGGAGGACAUACCGUAGGUGGCGCUGAGCAUAGCCCCUCUACUUCCGGUGCAAUAAUCGCCGGGGCGUUAACUGGCGGUAUAGUUCUGGGAUUGGUUCUUUUCGUGGCAGUGAUAUUGUGGUGCAAAAACAGACGAGACAAGAAUGGUUCAAAUGGCUCGUCGGAUAGUGCUGGCAUUUUCUUUCAGAAGCGACCAAACAUGUUCUCUACGGAGAGACCAGGAGCAGACAACAACAACAAACCGCCUGUAACUAGACAAGAAUCCACAAUAUAUGCCGAAAUAGAUGAAGCCAUGGUUAAUCCUGGAUACAAACCUCCCGUUCCUGGCACUUUAACUCAUAUGGGUUACCUUAAUCCUGUAAGCGACGGAGAUCCAGACUCAUACACACCACCGCCAACUUCCGGUCGGGAAACCAAUGCUCCAGCGGUCACCACUCGCGGUCAGCUCAGUUAUGGACCAAUACUGGCAGCUAAUGGUGGACCUGGACAAAACAAACACCUCUUUUACGCUUCGACUUCCAUGACUGACACAAAUGUUCACAAUCGCGAAACUAUUUUGACACCCAGAAACUUACCCCCACUAACCGGAAACGGAAGUGGAUCUCCAGACGACAAUUACUUGACUGCUGAGUCCAUUGAAUCUUCUCAUGAUGGCAGUUUGGACGAUUACGAGGAACCAGUAAGUACAUACAACUCUAUACGGUAUACUGACCUAACAGAUGGUGCCCCGCCCGAACACAAUGCACCGGAUGUUCCACCGGAAACAAAUGUCAAAAGUGCUCCAAAAACUACUCCUAAGAAAAAUGGAAUACAAGUUCUUCCUUCGAAUCCAUUUAAACCAUUCGGCUCUUCUCAAGAUUUGCAAUCAUCUGACUCUAUUCAACCUAUUGCCAAACCUAGACGUAAGAAAACCGGAGUAGAUGACGUAUCACAGGAAACAAAUCCACGUGCAGUGUCGGCUGCAUCUGAGAAACAGGGUGAAAUGGAACUUUUAAAGAGAUCGGAUGCAAUGGCUUCCAAUAGAGAUUCAGCAAUGUCUGACUCAAGCACUAAAUCAAGCCACCAUUAUUUCGUUCUGGAGCCUGAUCACGACCACAUGGACUAUGAAAAUUCGGUCAGCUCCCCAAAACUAGUGUAGGAAAACUCAAGGUGAACUACUUUUUAUAAAAAAAUGAAAGUAUGUCUGUUUUCGAAUGUGACU